Molecule: messenger RNA, 2723 nt
Organism: Brassica napus (rape)
Lineage: Eukaryota; Viridiplantae; Streptophyta; Magnoliopsida; Brassicales; Brassicaceae
Product: UDP-glycosyltransferase 84A1
Exons: 1
Coding region: 1019-2449 (476 amino acids)
Molecular function (GO): UDP-glycosyltransferase activity
Source: RefSeq, a predicted model, not a curated record
AGCUUAUAUAAGCACCAAUGCCAUUGUAUUGUUUGCACUGUUCGCGGAUCCUACUGACACGUGACAGUCUGCGAUUGGUUAGUUUUUUUAUUUUUUUUUUAAAUCAGACAAAAUAAAAAAUAAAAAAAAAUAAAAAAAUAAGCAUCUCAAAAGGGGUUUCUGGCUUAAAGAUGCUCUUAGGUAGGGGUCUUAGCGGAAUAUAAAAAACCGUCUCUUAACUUUUAAUUAAAAAGUUAAGAAUGGCUUUUAAAUAAGAUAUUUUGCUAAAAAUUUAAAAGUUAGAGACGGUUUAAUAUAAUCUGCUAAGAACCCAACUUAUGAACCCUCAAAUAAACAUGCUUUGUAGAUACUAAUUUACAAGUGUCAAGUUUGGUUCUCAUUUGAGACUUUUAAAAAGAAAAAAUUGCAUAACAAAGAUAAACUAUAAUUGCAAAUUAAUGGGGGUGAUUGGUUGGGUUGUAGGAAGUGACUUUAGCUUUAAUUUCCAUCUACAACCUUAAAUACUACCAAUCAUGAUUUAUCUUAGUUUUUAAAGCUACAACCAAAAACCUAAAGCUACAGCAAAAACAGACAAAAAAUGGUUGUAAAAAUCUUAUUUUCUAAAGCCUCAUCCUUUUAGAUGUAGGAAAUUUUAAAGCUACAACCCUUAAAGCUAAAUCAAAAAAUUCUACAGACUAAAUUCUAAAGUAAAUUUUCUAUAAUUACAGUCCAACCAAUCACCCCCAAUAUUCUACGUUGACAACUUGAUAUCUCUGUGACCAUGUUGAUAAUUUUCUAAUUAAAUUAAAGUUAUACGUUCGUAUCUUUUAAAUUAAAUUAAGAUUGAGAAAAACGAGAGUGGUAAGUAAGGUGUGAGGUGCUGACAAAGAAAAAAACAAAAGAAAGAUGUGCGUUAGAGAAAGUGAGUGAGUAGGUCUAUAAACGUUUCGGCGCUUCUAUAAAUAAAGAAUGGUGCUGAGUAGGUCUUUUUUGUAAUACAAGUCUUCAUAAAAAUAAUUGUUACCAAAUUUGAACAAAGAUGGAGUUGGAAUCUUCUUCACAUUCGAGUCCAGUUCAUGUAAUGCUCGUGUCUUUUCACGGACAAGGCAGCGUCGGUCCUCUUCUUCGUUUCGGCAAGCUAAUUGCUUCAAAGGGAACAGUCGUUACGUUCGUCACUACGGAGUACUGGGGGAAGAAAAUGAGACAAGCCAACCAGAUCGUCGAAGGUGAGCUUAAACCGGCUGGUUCCGGCUCAAUCCGGUUUGAGUUUUUCUACGAUGGAUGUGCAGAAGAUGAUGUCCGGAGAGGUACCACCUUGUACAUGCCACGGCUAGAACAAACCGGGAAACGAGAAGUAUCGAAACUCGUGAGGAGAUACGAGGAGAAGAACGAGCCCGUCUCUUGUCUGAUCAAUAACCCGUUUGUCCCGUGGGUCGGGGACGUGGCGGAAGAGUUAAACAUCCCGUGCGCAGUGCUGUGGAUACAGUCUUGUGCUUGUUUCUCUGCUUAUUAUCAUUACCAAAAUGGCUCUGUUCCUUUCCCAACCGAAUCAGCUCCUGAGCUCGAUGUAAAGCUCCCAUGCGUUCCUGUCUUAAAGCACGACGAGAUCCAUACCUUUCUCCAUCCUUCUUCUCCAUUCACCGGAAUGCGAGACGCGAUUCUUGGGCAGUUUAAGAAUCUUAGUAAGUCCUUUUGUGUUCUAAUCAAUUCCUUCGACGCUUUGGAACAAGAAGUGAUCGAUCACAUGUCGAAACUCUUUCCAAUAAAAACCAUUGGACCGGUUUUUAAACUCGCUAAGACGGUGAUCUCCGAUGUAAGCGGCGACUUCUGCAAACCCGCGGAUCAAUGCCUCGACUGGUUAGACUCGAGGCCAGAAUCGUCAGUUGUCUACAUCUCUUUCGGGACGGUUGCGUAUCUGAAGCAAGAACAGAUGGAAGAGAUGGCUCAUGGAGUUUUGAAAACGGGUUUAUCGUUCUUGUGGGUGAUACGACUUCCAUUACCAGAUCUGAAGCUGGAGACUCAUGUCCUGCCUCAAGAACUGAAAGAAGCGAGUGGUAAGGGAUUAGGGAAGAUUGUGGAGUGGUGUCCACAAGAGCAAGUGCUGGCUCAUUCUUCAGUGGCCUGUUUUGUGACUCACUGCGGAUGGAACUCGACAACCGAGGCUUUGACUUCGGGGGUUCCGGUGGUUUGUUUUCCGCAGUGGGGAGAUCAAGUCACCAACGCGGUUUAUCUUAUUGAUGUCUUCAAGACGGGAGUGAGGCUUGGCUGUGGAGCGGCGGACGAGAGGAUUGUGCCGAGGGAGGACGUAGCGGAGAAGCUUUUAGAAGCGACGGUUGGGGAGAAAGCGAAGGAGCUGAGGAAGAGUGCUUUGAAAUGGAAGGCGGAGGCGGAAGCAGCUGUGGCUCCGGGGGGUUCGUCGGAAAAGAAUCUCCGGGAGUUUGUGGAGAAGUUAGGCGUGAUCAGUGGCUGAAUGAGAUAAAUAUUUCUUAGGUAAGAAUAAAUUCUAAAUAAAUAUUAAAAUAAUGUCCUAUAAAAGGCUAUAAAGUAUUUAUGUUACUGUUUAUUGAAAACAUGUACUCUCUACCCUAGUCUUUCAGGAAGUAUUUGUGUUACUGUUUAUUUUUUUUUGGUCGAAAACAAUAGUGUUACUGUUUAUUGAAAACAUAUGCUCCCUAGUGUUUCAGACUCAGUUUGGAGAGAAGGUAACCUUGUAAGAUAAUAAUAAAGAGUCUGAGCUAGACAAA